UGGCGUAGGGUUUCUGACUAUUGAAAGGGCACCUUUUUCUGUUUCGCUUACUGAACCUCCCGAAAGUCGAAAGGUUGUUUUUAUCGCUCCUGUAAAUUUUUGUUUUGCCAGCCUUGGCAUUUCUUCUAUACCUGGCGUCCGUAACCCAAUUUUUGCCAGCAUGCAAGAUGGCUAUCCCUUCUUCGGAGGAAUCACUGCACGUUGCGAGAUCUGUCCGCCCUCUGUUCCUCUUUUGUAGCGGAAGGGGACCAUCUGGUCAACUCUAUGAUCCCUCGUCCUUCCCGGUAUGAAUACGGAAGUAACCUUCCCGCCCAGACCCCAUUCAAACCACUGCUUUCGUGCUGGUUCCUGGUCCUACUGUUUCUGCUGCCGUCUUCAACUAGGGAUCUUGUCCAUUGGCUUGGCAGCUGCAUACUACAGUGGAGAUAAUCUAGGCUGGAAAUUCUUCUAUGUCACUGGGUGUCUCUUUGUGGCGGUGCAGAACUUAGAGGACUGGGAGGAAGCCCUGUUUGACAAGACUACUGGGAAAGUAAUUCUGAAAACUUUCAACCUCUAUAAGAAAAUACUGACGGCUUCUAGAGCAUGGCAUGAACAAGUGGUAGUUGGACUGAAUGAUAUUCAGGAUGUGAAUGUCAUAGAGGAGAAAGUUCGCUAUUUUGGGAAGGGCUAUACAGUAGUACUUCGGUUUGCAACAGGCUUUUCCCAUCCUCUUACCCAGAGUGCAGUGAUGGGUCAUCGGAGUGAUGUGGAAGUAAUUGCCAAGCUUAUCACCAACUUUCUGGAGCUGCACCAGCCAGAGAGCCCCAAAGACUUGUCCCAGAGCAGUGACACUGAGGCCAGUGAUGUGGAUGACCCCAGACAUCAGAACUAAGUUUGACAGGGUGGACUGAGCUACUGAGUCUGGCUGCCCUAUUCUUCCUGCAGCUUUUGAUACUUCCUUCUUUCUUUCCUUCCCCCAGGGCAGCCUGCUUGGUUGUAUUUGCUUUUCACAUUGACGUGGCUUGCAGAGGGGUCUGUAUUUUGUUUCUGCUUCUCUGAGAAAGCUCCCAGCUCACCAGAUUGGACCUUAAACUGUGGCCAUUUGUUAAGUUGCCCCUUGUUGUGUAGAGUCUUAGAACUUAAAGGGAUCUUAGAGACUAUCCAACCCUGUCAUUUCACAGAAGAGGAACCUGAGGCUGAGAGAGGAGAAGUGACUUUCCUAAGGUCAGCACAGCUUAAUUAAUGGAAGAGCUGGGACAUGAUAUAACUUCCUUGUCCUUUCCACUAUACCAUGUUGCCUUACACCAUUCUCUUAGGAAUGGUCAGUUUUCCUCAUCAAGUGUACCUGGAGAGGUCUGGGCAAGAAGGAUCUUUUGAAAUUUAGCUUCAGAGAUGAGAAGGAUGAAGAAAUACAAAACGAAGGAAGGACUUGAGAGGAAUGACAUUCGGGGAGGAAUGUGAAUGUCAGCCAAUCGGAGUUAUUUCUGCCAAGCAGGAAUGCCUACCCUGGUGUCCAUGAACCCAUGGAUACAUUUCACAGGAUAUUUGAACUUAGAUGGGGAAGGAAAAAAAAAAUUAUAUAUCUAUUUUCACUACCCUCUAACUGAAAUUUGGCAUUUCUUUCAAGUAUGAAUGAAAAAACCCCAGCAGUAUUCUAAGAAGGGAGUUCUUACUGGCAUAUUUCACUAUACUGUCAAUGAAGUUCAUGAUACAAAAAUGCUUAAGAAUUGGUCUAGAAGCAUUUGAAUGUACUUAAAAUCACAUUUACAAAAAUUGCUGCCUCAUUAUGGGACCAAGUGAGGUAGUUGGUAACUUUGGUUGUCAAAUAUUUAAUUGCUUCCAUGAAAUUUUAGGGAGUUGACAGCACUAGCCCUUCAGAGAGGGGCUUUAAGGAAGUGCUUGUGUGGCCAUUGCUGAUUGGAGAUUCUGUUCUUUGUGUACCUUUUAAAUGUUUUCUCUCUGGAAAUCAUUAGGAAGUGAAGCCGUAUCCCAGUCUCCUUAAUGUUUCUCUCCAACUGGAGAGCACAGCUAUACAAGUGCUUAAAUUAAAGGGCCUUAUGAGAGGCCCAUCCCACUUUAUAUUAACCAUAGAUAACGAAGCUCUGCAAAUGAACUGAAUAGGCCAACAGAGAAAUGAGAUCUCUUUAUACCUCCAGCUCAGGUCCCACCUCAUCAAAGAGGCUGAAGUGAGGUUUGGGUGGGUAUGUGUAGCAGCAGAGUGUAUCUAACUGUAGAACUAGGUAUGUUUUGAGGAUUAUGAGUAAACUAGGAAGUUUUCCGGAGAUCUCAAGGUGUUUUCCUAUCUCCUUCAUAUUCUGAAGAGUAGCUGCCCUUUUCUAACCAGCCUGUCUUUCUUUGCUGUCUAUGGUGAACCAAAGAAACAGAGUGUAAACUGGAGCUUGCAGAACAUCUUGUGAGGGGCCUCCUUAGUGCCUCCAGUUUCAGUUUAUUAUAAAUAGGCCUCACAGAUAGAUUAUUGUGUAGAAUCCUUCCUGUUAGAUGUGUGCUCAACGGGGAGACACUGGCUGCUGGUUGCAUGUUUAAGUAUAUUCAAGAGGUCUCAGGCUUCAUUUUGAGAAUGGUUUUUUUUUGCCCACUGUAAAAUCUGAAGUCAGAUUUAAAGUGCCCUUUCUUCACUUUUUGGGCUUCCAAACUACAGGGCUUAUGAAAUGAGUUUUCAGCUAAAGAAAUACUACUGUCAGUCCAGAGGAGAAGCCAUUUAAUGACAGAGAAGUUGUUCUUUGUUAAUUCAUGUCAGAUUCUAGAGAUUCAUUCCCAAGUUACCUUUCUUUUCACCUUCACUAUUUCUAAUAAGCUUUUUUUUUUUUUUUAAGUGAGGCAAUUGGGAGUGACUUGCCCAGGGUCACAGAGCUAGUAAGUGUUAAGUGUCUGAGGUGGGAUUUGAACUCAGGUCCUCCUGACUCCAGGGCCGGUGCUCUAUCCACUGCGCCACCUAGCUGCCCCUCUAAUAAGCUAUUUGAGGAAAUGUAUAUGUGGGAUAGAACUGUUUGACCAGCCCAGAAGAACUAGAUGAACUAGAUACCAGGAGACUGGCGGCUUCUGGGAAUAGAUUUUUUUUUUUGGUGGGGCAAUGAGGGUUUAGUGACUUGCCCAGGGUCAUACAGCUAGUAAGUAUUAAGUGUCUGAGGUCAGAUUUGAACUCAGGUCCUCCUGAAUCCAGGGCUGGUGCUUUCUCCACUGUGCCACCUAGAUGCCCCCGGGGAAUAGAAUUUGAAAAUUCAUUCCUUGAACUGGCAUAAACUCAGGCCACGCUCACUGAGACCCAGCCUGUUUUCUUGCAUGUUGUGAUGUAUUAAGGCCAUGUUUCCUCUGACUUGGUUUGGAAGAAUUGGUGCAUCUGCCUGGAAGCUACUUUGUUUGGCUCAGUGCUACAUUUUUUUCUUCAGAAAAGGGUUGUGUGUUUCUGUAUCAGGACAGAUUGAUCCAGGACAGUCUAAGUCCUAUGUAACAUAAACUGACUUCAUGGUUUACAUAGCAUGGAUACCUUUUGUAAUUUUCCUUUGGCUAAUUCUCUUGAGAAAGGAGUAUUUCAGCUCAUGGGAAUCUCUUUUCCUGUAUUCUCCCUCUGGAAGAGUAAUGUAGGCUCAGUUUUGGCCUACAAAGAUGUGAACUUAAAGAACUUUGGUAAUCUGUUCCCCUUUCUAAUUUCAGCAUCUUCAUUCCCCUUUGACUCAAUGGCUAGAUGUCUGGCUCCCACAGAAAACAGGUGUGGGGAGGAGUCUUAGAAGUCAUCAAACUUUAUGAGAACUUUGAAGACCUGGUAGGAUGUUGUUUUAACAUACUGAUUGGGCUUUAGUUUCCUUUCUAUCCCUGCCCCAGUAGUUUCAGCAUUGCUUUAUGUUUGAGGAUUAGAACUUUGCCAGCCACCAUGUCUUAACAAUCAGCUGCUAAAUUGAAACCUCACUACGUGGGUGAGGCUCACUGCCCAUUUCAUAGUAGAUAGUAGAUAUUCAUAGUAGAUUCCAUAAUAUGUGGCAGGGAUUAGCCUCUAGGACUGAAGAAAAUUCACUGUGCAUGCUAGAUACUUAACUCAUUACUGCAUGUGAGAUGAAGCACCUCUUAUUCUCCUAAAGUGAAAGAUGGAUUGCAUAUAUUGAAGGUUGAGUUUGAAUGGAUUCAUCACAAAUCUAUGUAGUCAUAUAAAGAGGUCAUUACUUGUGUGAGAGCUGUUCUACUCUGUGGCCACAAUGAAACAGCUAUUUUAUAUACACUUCCUGGUCAUAAGGUACAAUGAGAGCAUGCAUAUAAGGGCACAGCCAAUUAUUAGUGAAGUGGCUAAAGCUGAAGUGAAUUAAUUAGUCUUUUAAUAAUUGGAUAGCAACUUACAUUUUACUAAUCAAGACAAGUAAGUGAAAUCCAGAAAAUAUUUUGAAAGCUUCUUUUUAGUCAUUUAACUCACAACAGUUUGCCUUUUUGCUUACGGCGGCCUGUGCAUACCUAUGUCAAAUGGCUCUUCUCCAGUUGCUUUUAAGCCCACUUGGUAAUUGACAAUGGCAGGGUAGAUAGUAAAAAGAAAGGCAAAGAACUUUUUUUUAUCCAUAAGCUGGAUAAUUAGUUCUCAAAUAAUUGAGGUUUGACAGUUACUUUCUUCUUACCUGAAUCCCUUGUUCAGAUAAAUCCCAUGGGCUCUGCCAUUGUAGAUAUCUUGGUGAACUGGGUCCUGACAUUGACUCUGUGAAUUAAUUAUUCAUUGAUUUACCUAGGACACACACAGAACUGUGGUGGUUCACCUCUGUCCCUGAAGUUCUUAUAGACCUUUUUUUUCUUGUCUAGUGCUGAAGGCUGAUGGUUAUUUUGGGGGGUUUUACAAGAAUACAUUUCCUGAAUAAUUUUCUUUUUUUUUUUUCCUGAAUAAUUUUCAAAUUUCCCUAUAAACAUAUUUCUUAAGGCAUAUGGAAAAGUCAGGAAUUACCUUAUACAUCCUCAGGAUUCCCUGCCCCGGGGCUCUUCCCUUCCUCUGAUUGGAGAGAGUGGGAUGUGGACUUCUGGGAGCUCUGCCUAGAUCCUCUACCUUUUAAGGAUUGAACUCAGGACAUUUUCCUCAUUUCCCACCCAGCUGCUUUCCUGGACUUCAUCCACUCCAGAAACUCAUUCAGCAAGAUGAAAUCAACCCAGAAACUUAUACCUUCUCAGAUCAUUUCCCUUCCCAGCUGCAUGAUAUUAUUGUGCCAGGUUAUUCCCUCCUUCCACCUUCUGCUUUUUAUGUGUGAUCCUCCCCCAUUAGACUGUGAGCUCCUUGAGGGCAGGGACAGUCAUGCCUUUUUUUUUGUAUCCUUAGUGCUUAGCACAAUGCCUGGUGCAUAAUAAAUGUGCUUAAUAAAUGUUUAUUGACUGACUUUGAAUUAUGCUUUUCAACAAUAUCAUGACAUUUCUGUAUGA
Dromiciops gliroides (monito del monte) is the source of this 5379-nucleotide messenger RNA. Its product is annotated as cytochrome b-245 chaperone 1. The transcript has 6 exons. Bases 287 to 871 code for a protein of 194 amino acids. Lineage: Eukaryota; Metazoa; Chordata; Mammalia; Microbiotheria; Microbiotheriidae. The record is from RefSeq and is a predicted model, not a curated record.